ACGCUUGCAUCAAAAUUUGAUCCCCAUAAACCAUUAGAUAAUAAUUCACUGUAUCUUUCACAAGAUCUCAAAGAAUGGAAACAACCACUCCUUCUUUUGUCUUGGCUUCUUCAUCCUGAAUAUCAAAUGACAAAAUUCAAAUCUAACAUAACUAAUCUUAACCAUGUAUAUUUUACUAAUUUUCCUUUUGAUGAACAAUCAAUCAGUCACUUCAAAAAAGAAAUUUUUCAAUUUUGGUCUUGGGCUACACCAGAUGCAAAAGAACUUGCUUUUGUAGCACAAAGAAUAUUUGGAAUCUGUGUAAAUGCAGCUUCAGUAGAAUAUAAUACAAACUUUACUGAAUUAAGUAGUUCUGAUAAUAAAUUCAAAAGUGAAGAUAUCGAAGAACGAGUAUUUAAUGAAGGAAAUGUGUCAGAAGAAUUGGUUGAUGAAAUGGGUAAAAAUGAAUAUGUUGCUAAAUUUAAUGAUUAUAUUACUGA
Molecule: messenger RNA, 479 nt
Organism: Scutellospora calospora
Lineage: Eukaryota; Fungi; Glomeromycota; Glomeromycetes; Diversisporales; Gigasporaceae
Source: the annotation of a GenBank genome assembly